AUGCUCACAUCGGGAGUGGUGCUCAUUCAUGACAACGCCCGUCCUCACAGUGCUGCUGUGACGAAGCGUCUUCUUAAUGGGUUUAAAUGGGACGUUUUUGACCAUCCGGCGUAUAGCCCAGACUUAGCACCAAGCGACUAUCACCUUUUCCCGGAACUGAAGAAAAUGCUAGAAGGGCAGAGCUUCCGAACAGACGAUGCGCGGCAAGAUGCUGUGAAAAACCACCUCAAAUCACUGGCGGCUAAAUUCUAUGAAAAAGGUAUUAAGAAGCUUGUACCCAGGUAUGAAAAAUGCCUCAAUCUGAAUGGUGACUAUGUUGAGAAGUAACUAAUAAUGUAAAUAACUUUUGAUAAUAAAUUCAUUCAAUUACUCUCACUAGUUUCUUUUUUAUACCACAUCGGAAGUUGAAAAAAAUAGCCCU
Nilaparvata lugens (brown planthopper) is the source of this 421-nucleotide messenger RNA. RefSeq names its product histone-lysine N-methyltransferase SETMAR-like. Bases 1 to 327 code for a protein of 108 amino acids. The transcript has a single exon. Gene Ontology annotation, molecular function: nucleic acid binding. The record is from RefSeq and is a predicted model, not a curated record. Lineage: Eukaryota; Metazoa; Arthropoda; Insecta; Hemiptera; Delphacidae.